Messenger RNA from Aspergillus uvarum CBS 121591, 305 nucleotides. RefSeq names its product ankyrin repeat domain-containing protein. Gene Ontology annotation, cellular component: cytoplasm; nucleus. The annotation marks the transcript as partial. NCBI's taxonomy places the organism in Eukaryota, Fungi, Ascomycota, Eurotiomycetes, Eurotiales, Aspergillaceae. The record is from RefSeq and is a predicted model, not a curated record. The transcript has a single exon. Gene Ontology annotation, molecular function: protein binding.
AUAUCAACUUUCCGGAUCGAUCUGGCCGGACACCAUUUUCCCUGGCAGCCCAAUGGGGCCACGAGGCAGUGGUCAAGCUUCUGCUUGCAACAGAGAAGGUUGAUGUGAAUUUUAAGGAUCAGGAUAGAUUAGGCCGGACACCACUGCUCUUGGCGGCAGAGGAGGGCCACGAGGCAGUAGUAAAGCUUCUGCUUGCAACAGACAAAGUGGAUGUAGACGUGAAAGACCGCGAAGGCUGCACGCCACUCGACAAGGCGUUGAUGAAUGAUCAUGAGGCAGUGGUGAAGCUUUUACAGAAACGAUAA